Molecule: messenger RNA, 3766 nt
Organism: Leguminivora glycinivorella
Lineage: Eukaryota; Metazoa; Arthropoda; Insecta; Lepidoptera; Tortricidae
Exons: 2
Coding region: 161-3547 (1128 amino acids)
Source: RefSeq, a predicted model, not a curated record
ACUAUUGCAAGGAGCUAGUAAGACUCAAGAUCAGCAAGAAACGUUCGAAUUUAAAGAUCAAGAAACAACGAAAACGCUGGGUCUACGCUGGCAUCCUCAGGAAGAUGUAUUCAGUUUCCAACUAAAAAUUGCACCACUCCCAACUCAAACAUCAAUCACAAUGACGAAGAGAGAGUUGCUGUCGAAUAUAGCACAAGUAUUUGACCCUCUGGGAUGGCUGUCACCAGUAACCACGAAACUGAAGUUACUGUUUCAAAAUGUCAUAUCAAAUGACAUCGGAUGGAACGAUCAAAUACCCCAAAAUAUCAAGAAAGAAUGGUUCACAAUUUCACAAGACCUCCAAGUUAUCAAAGAUAUCAAAAUCCCGCGUUGGCUAAAUACCUGCAAGAAUCAAGAAAUCGAACUACACGGUUAUUGUGACUCAUCAACUAAAGCAUACGCAUGCGCAAUCUACUGCCGUGUUAUCUCCACCGACGACAAAAAAGCAACGCCGCCACCGCCGGUACUGAUAGCAGCAAAAUCAAGACUUGUACCGUCGAAAAAAGCUGUGUCCUUGCCGAGACUAGAACUGUGUUCAGCUCUACUUCUAUCAGCCCUCAUGGAGAAGGUCAAGCUAUCUCUGUCAGAAAACCAAAUCAAAACGGUCUGCUGGUCUGACAGUACAGCAGUUUUGGGCUGGCUAAACGGCGAACCUAGCAAGUGGAAGCCAUUUAUAGCUAACCGAGUUACGAAAAUUACAAAAAUCAUACCACCGACUUGUUGGAACUACGUCAAGUCCGAAGAAAACCCGGCCGACUGCGCUAGUCGCGGAAUCACGGCCCAGCAGUUAUUAAAACACCCUCUUUGGUGGAAUGGACCAAACUGGCUGUCAUCAUACAGUGAAAAUCAAGAAAGGCCCACGUUCACUACGGAUCAAGAGGUUAAAAUAUCAAAACAAAGCCACGCGGUAACAUGUCAACAAACAGACGGCGAUAUUAUCAAUGAAUUAAUAUGUAAGCAUAGCAACAUGACUCAUUGCACCCGCGUACUCGCCUGGAUACUACGAGUGGCUUCGCGGCGUCAGCAAAGCUCGAGUUACCUAACAGCUGACGAGUUAAACACAGCUAAAAAUAGAAUCAUCAAGUACGUGCAAGAAAGAGAGUUUUCAAAUGAAAUAAUAAAUUUGAAAACAAAUCAAUCAGUGCAUUUAAAAAGCAAUAUUGUGAAAUUAAGACCUUUCCUGGAUCAAAAUGGAAUGCUACGCGUUCGAGGACGCCUUCACAACGCACACAUCAGCUGGGAAAUGAAGCAUCCUCUUAUCAUUCCACAUAGAGGUCGUUUGACCGAGUUGCUUAUAGAUCAAGCACAUAAAGCUACUUUGCACGGAACUGCCAAACUCACUCACUCGAAGCUAAGAGAAUCAGUCUGGAUCAUAGGAGGUAAUAGAGCUACAAAAAAUCGCCUCCGUCGUUGCAUAACAUGCCUCAAGCAGAAACCCCCAAAGCAAUCACAACUCAUGGGAGACUUACCUGAGUCGAGAUCAUCAUCAUCAACCAAAGAAGUACAGAAAGAAGACACGUUGCCCUCGUCGGUCGCGCCCCCAGCAAAACAAACAAAACAAAGGAAAACAAGAUCAAAACUCAUCAAUUACAUCACUAUGGCGCUUAUGUUGUUUAUGUUAAUUAUAUCACCGGCACAAUGCAAUCAUAGCGUGUCACAUUUCAAAGAGGGACAAGGCAUUUAUUUUGAUAAAAUAACGAACAUGAAGCUGGCCCGAGACGAGUGGAAACUUGUAGUUUAUUAUGAUAUUAAUCCGUACUGGGAAGGAUCAGAACUAUUUUCCAAAUACAUCAGACACUUGGAAAAUAUGUGUCACGCCCUCGAAAAUAAACAACAGUGCAACAUCGUCCUAACUCAACUGCGCCACGCCUUUUCGGAACUAAAAUACUACGACAGCAUGCUACUCGGUCAACGCGUCGAGUCCCCACGACAGAGAAGGGCCUUCUUCAACGGCGUCGGUAACGUCGCUCACAGCCUGUUCGGCGUGCUCGAUGAACAGUUUGCCGAACAAUAUCAGAAGGACAUCGACCUGACCAGAGCUAAUGAGAAACAUUUAGCACAAUUAUGGAGGAAUCAAACUUCGGUUAUCGAGGCGGAAGCUAACUUACUGAAAAGAGUUGAAACAUCAAUGCAAAAUCAGCACAAAACGUUCAAUCAACACAUAAACAACAUCGAGAAGAGCCUUAACAAGCAGGCAACUGAAAUGCAAGAAUCAACCCACAUAAAUGAAAUCACCGUAUCAUCAAUCAUCGCUAACAACAUACUCGUGAACCUGAAGAGCAUACAAGACACUUUAUUGGACACCAUUGCUAACGUUAUUUAUGGCAAAUUUAACGUGCAUCUCUUGACACCACAACAGUUGAAAGAUGAGCUGAACAUCAUAGCCGGGCAGAUGCCAAAGGAUUUGACUCUACCCUGCGAGAACAUCAACACAGAUCUACCCAAACUAUAUCAAUUAAUGAAAGUGCGAACAAGAAUGACCCGUCAGUACCUUAUCUUCGAAAUCAAGAUUCCCUUAGUUUUUCAAGAUGUGUAUGAACUCUUCAGAUUAAUAUCAAUCCCACGUCAAGUUGGAAAAAAUAUGAUCAAAAUACGACCCAUAGCAAAACAAGUGGCUAUAAACAUCAAAAAAGAAUCGUAUAUACCUAUGUUGGAUGAAACUGUAAAUAAAUGCUCGCACUACGAUUCAUAUACUCUCAUUUGUACGCUACAAGGUCCAAUUUAUCAACUAAAGUCUGACUCACACCUCUGCAUCGCCGAUCAAAUGUCGAACGAGUGUUCAGCUGACUCUGACACUUGUCGAAACAUAUGGACGGAACUAAGCACUAUGAAUACAUACCUAUACUUUUGUUGUGACGAAUGUACUGCGAGAAUCAUAUGCGGACAGGAGGUCAAGGCUGAGCAUUUGAACAAGGCAGGAAUCAUAACCCUUCGAACAGAGUGCGUGUUGAAUGGAGACGCCUUUACUAUAUUUCCCCAGAAGAAACUCUCGAACGAAAUCAAAACACAAUCAAACGUUGUUAAGUUCGACGUGCCUUCCAUCAACAACGUUAUAAACCUAACAGUACCAGUCUUGCAAGGCGAAUCAACAGCUCUUGAAAAUAACGACAAAUAUUUCAAGGUCAUCAGAGAUCAAAUCGAACAUAUGAAGAACGAGGGAGCCCUAUCAGACAGAAUCAACUACCACGACAUUCAUCAUUAUACAGUAAUCUACGUGGUCAUGGGCAUUGUCGCAGUGUUAGCAGCGCUGUACGUGCGCCGCUACAUUCGUCGACGGCAACUCGUCGCGCGCCUCACCCCUCCGUUCGCCGCCGCCGCCGCCGCCGCCCCCCGGGAGAGCGGCCGCAGACCAACCUCGAUGUCCAUCACAUCGCGCAGCUCUAUCCCAUCAGCGACCGAGCACCACCACAAUGGACAACCCCCUGAGAGACAAGAUCAUCGCGUCGCGGCGACUGCGCUUAACUCUACAAACAUUUCCAUGUUUAGGGGAUUUACUUCAAUCAAAUAAUUCCUUGCAACUUAAAUUCUAUUUCAUUUGUUUGAUUCUAUUUCAAUACAUUUCGCUGUAAUGAUCAGAUUUAUAUAAGAAUAAUGUAUCAGCAUCUUUUAUCAAUCUCUCAUCUCCUGGCCGGGAAUAUGUACAAUGCAAGCAUCGCACAUUUCUCGCGUCAGCAUUAAAAUUAAUAUAAUAAUGACUUUAUUUUAAUUGCUGUAUUUGCGAUUACGC